Messenger RNA from Phytophthora nicotianae INRA-310, 4320 nucleotides. RefSeq lists its product as hypothetical. Lineage: Eukaryota; Oomycota; Peronosporomycetes; Peronosporales; Peronosporaceae. Bases 65 to 3070 code for a protein of 1001 amino acids. Gene Ontology annotation, molecular function: ATP hydrolysis activity; protein binding. The transcript has 15 exons. The record is from RefSeq and is a predicted model, not a curated record.
UGAAGUGCUGACUGCAACAAGAAACCUUUCCAACCCAAGAGAAAGCGGGCAAAAGGGAAACUUCAUGGAGCCCCAACCACCAGGGCGCCGCAAGCGCGCACUGGAAGAUGAUGACCGUCGCUCGCCGCGCGGGUUGUCCGAGAGCGAGAACAUCAGUCCGCGGCUACUGGACGUGCAGGUGGGGCUGUCUACGUCGGUAGGGGGGCAUGUGGGUAUUGCAGGAGCUGGAGCAGAGCGCGGGCGCGUCACUGGCGCCGUUAAGAGCCGUCGGUUGAGUGAGGACGUGGUCGCAUCGUCAGCUCAGCUCGUGGCUGCUCUGUCAGGCCCCGUGUCGCCCACACUGCCGUUUGUGGGUGCUCCGUUCGAAAUGAAGACGACAGGCGGGCUGGGCAGGCCCAUAUUCACGUUAGGCCAAGCCAGACCCACAAUUCCAGCGCCACUAGGGACAUCAGGACAUGCACCCGAGCAGAAGACGAGUCCAUCUGCUAGAAUACUGGAAGGAGGCAUUACAGGGUCGGGAAUUUCGCCUCUAGGCAGUCAGGUCCUUAUACAGGAACAGAAGAGUCCAGUACUACAGGGUAAUCCAGGAAUUAUUGGAGAAAAACCACGCGCAGAUCGAGGAUUGCCGACGAUAUCCCAUUUGAUAGGAACAGGAGCUCAGGAGAGCAACAAAACCCCAGCGUUUGGAUCGCUAAACACUCCAUAUCGAGUACCCUCGGCCACGUCCACUACUGCACCUUCAUCCAAGCAGGUUACUAAGAGACAGCCGUUCCCAUUAAGCCAACGCCGCAACCUUGAGCCAGUUAAAGGGGUCAGAACCCCCCUAUUGGACUCAGGUAUACGCAGCAGUGGGAACGCCCCGGUACUAUCAUUUGACGCAGACGACGUCUCUAGCGACGAAGAGCUCAUAGGCAUCCCAGGCCCAGACAUUCCUGAUCCAGAUAUCUCCUUCUCCCAGGAUAAGCUUGGGGAUCUUUCCGUCACGGAAAACAAUCUGGAAGAGUCCGUCGUCUUAACUCUCUGCGAUGGACUAGCCAAUAGCCUCACAAAAGUCGAACGGGAUCGAAUGGAGCUGCUCAAUCUGUACACGAUAGCGCUAGCUCAGCAGCCGAGCCCAAUUGUGCUGGGACGAGAUCAGUUUCAGGAUGUGUUUGGCGAUAAUAUUCGAGGCGGGAUGCUCUCACACUUGAGUCGUCGCCACUGUUUGAUUCACGUUGAGAACUUGUCGUCGCAAGAUGAUAAUGAUAAAAUGGGCGUUAAAGCGCGCGUCGAAGAUACGAGCACCAACGGAAUCAGGAUAAAUGGAGUACAGCUUAAAAAUGGCCAGUCGCACGAAUUGGAGUUGGAAGAUAUAGUCACACUGCUGCGGAUUCGACGAGGAGAGGAGGACGUCUCGCUGGAAUACAAGCUGGUUCGGUCGGAUCCACAGCCGGAGAAGAGCGAUAGAAGGAGGAGAAAGAGUAGGCACGAUGGGCGGUUCGUCAGACCCAGCGAUAAAUUCUCUACCGAGCUGAGCAAUCGCCAUGGACUAUCUCCAGUACAGGAAUCGGACGUUGCGGCUCCGGCUACAGCACCAACGCGAACUAUUGUACAUGAGAUGCGUCAUGAGAUACCAACAGGACCGUUUACUCCAACAGAGGCUCCUCACUUAUCGACGAAGAGGGAAGAGACGAACAAAGCGAAACCAGUUCAGCAAGUUCCGAUCUUGGCGCGGAGAGUUAAAUGCACAGUUCUAUUCGCUGAUCAAAGCACACAGGAUUUCUCAGAGACAAGUCAGCCUCUUGAGGAAGCGAACUUCGAUUAUCGUGAAGAAUUAUCGGAAAUUCUGUCGGCGUUUGGCUCGAUCCGCUCAUUUGAUGCAUCGUCGUAUCACUGUGCGACCGUUCAGUCGAUGGAAGAUGCUCUAAACGACGACAGCGAUGUGGUAUUUUAUACCGGUGGAGGAGACGAGGAUCACUUGGUUGUUGAAGCUCCAAACGGUUUGUCAGCUCGUCUUGAAAAGGACGACAUACGUCAACUCUUCUCCGACGCAAGUCACAACAUGCCAAAGCUGAUCGUUGUCAUCGCACCUUCACUUGAGCCAGCUUAUCUGCUGGCAGAAUGUGGAGCUCCUCAUGUCUGCUUUCUGAGCUCUACCAGCAAGCACUCAUUGCGGGUUACUGCCUUCAUUCGAGCACUAUUUGCUGGUCUACUGAAAGGGUUUUCAAUCGAGAAAAGCUACACGUUGGCAGAAUUCGUGGCUCUGAACGACUUGUUGCCAAUUGUUGGGGCUCCUAUUACAGAAGCAGUGGCGCCUGAUAGAAACGUGAUCGCCCUGCUCAACGCGCUAUUUAUCCCCGUUCUGGCAACGCAUUUCCUCGGACGGGAUACCCAAGUCCGAAAGGUCAAGGCAGUGUUGGCACAGAAGGUUCGAGUUUGCAACGUGUACGGCCCGCGAGGAGUCGGAAAGUCGUCAAUUGCCAUUCAUGUUGCGAAAAUGUCGUACCGCACGAGAGGAUACCGAAAUGGAGUUCACUAUUUUGCUGUAGACAAGUUGGUGGAACACAUUCAAAACAGGAUAAACCCGGAGGACACCCAAGGCGAUGGAUGUUCGCAAUCAAGUAAUCAGCGCGAAGACCCCUUGGCAAAAUUUAUCGAGGGGGUCGAAACUCUACUGCGCUCACUUCCAGAGACGGAUCCUGCAAAUUACCCAACCACACUUCUGGUCUUAGACGGUUGUGAUGUCGUUCUUCCAGCAUUGGAAGUGUUCGUGUUGAACAUCAUUCGGUCUUUUACCAGUGUUCAGAUCCUGCUGACAUCUACCGAAAAGUUACGGCUUGACUCCGAUGAAGAUGAAGCCAUACCUGAAGAAGCCAUUCACGUCGAGGAGCUGGGGAAAUCGGACAGUGCCAAGCUAUUUUUCAAGCUAGCACGAGGACAUUUGACUUCAAGACAAUUCCGACAGCUUUUUCCUGACAGUAGCAUCGAAGCAAUCUCCAACGACGAGCGCUUGUUGGGUACCAAAGGCAACCCCUUUCGGAUCUCUCGACUCGUGUACGAACUUGAGUCGCAAAUGGCCAUUAGCAACUGAAAGACUACGCACCACGAUUGUAUUUUACUUCACAGUUUUAUGAAGACACAGAUAUCCACUCAGCAGCAGUAGCAAGACUGGUGGUAAUGUGGUAAUUUUUGACCAUUACUCGCUGAGUAUCGUGUCUCUCUUCACCUGUCUUCUGUAUCAGCUACGCUUCAAUUACAUCUGCCUGGAAAUGUCGAAGCAGCACACCAAUAUGCACAAGAACUCUUCCAGUGGAGAUUGUUCGCAGUCGACAUCUCUCUGACCAUGCUGCAUUGAACAGAACGUCAUCACUCCUUAACUCUGGAGUGCGUCCAAGCAGCUGUACAUCCAGCUCUUCCAUCGUAGUACCAAGUGGACGCCACAGUGAAACCCAGAGCUUGUGCUGACCAGCAGCGAAAGGCACUGGCACGAAGCCGUACCCGACCACAUGCAACUUCAUGCUUGAGUCUGCUCUCCACACUUGGAAGAGCCGUUUUGGGCCAUCCCUGGAAGGCUGAAGUCGCGAAGUGCAAGUCAAUCGGGUGAGACCACACAGCCACGUCUGGAUCGGAAGUCCACGGAGCUGUCGACGGAUAGUCAAGUUGCGUUUGGCCGGACUGAUCUCCAGCGACGAGACUCCAGCGACUGCCAUACUCGACGCGCCACUUGCACGUCAAGCCCCCAUAAACUCCGAAUCCGUGGCCACUGACGAUCUCACCGAUCAAAUGAACUUCAGGUUGGUACACAGGAGGUACCUCGAGAUGUUCUCGUCGUUGUUGAAGGCGGUACGUGUUGUAUGGAGACUCUGGAAGCGGCAGCGUGUCGUCCGAUUCCGGUUUGUGUCGACGCAGUGGGGACAGACCAUUUGUCUGGUUUUCCUGUUCACUGUCGCUGGAAUAGUCGACUGGUUGACGUUUAUCGCGUUUAUCUUUCUUACGAACACGAGGAGAAGGGGAACUCUGUCGACCGUUGUUGUCAGUAGGGUCUGUCUCAUUUAGUUCUUUUUGGUUGUUUGAUGGUUUGGAAGUGUUGUGAUGCUUCAUGUCGGGGAUUUUCCAGCGAGUUUUGCGCUUUGGCGACUCGGUUGCAUCAGGUUUCGAUGGGGUAAGUGGAACUUUGUCCAAAUCCGUACUGCGUUCGAGAGCUUCGUCAUGAGCUUUUGCGUCUUGUUUGUUGUCCACGAGCUUGGAUUUCUUUUCAGGCUUGGGGAGCUUCAUCAACCUACAGCAACAUACAGAACGUAUUUAUUGGUCAAUAGCUUUGUUGCUUGUAGCGCAGCGUGG